This is a messenger RNA of Myripristis murdjan (pinecone soldierfish), 2259 nucleotides long. It is a transcript of the gene ddit3, whose product is annotated as DNA-damage-inducible transcript 3. Gene Ontology annotation, biological process: ER overload response; intrinsic apoptotic signaling pathway in response to endoplasmic reticulum stress; negative regulation of transcription by RNA polymerase II. The transcript is spliced from 4 exons. Gene Ontology annotation, molecular function: protein heterodimerization activity; transcription factor binding; DNA-binding transcription activator activity, RNA polymerase II-specific. The record is from RefSeq and is a predicted model, not a curated record. The coding region runs from base 263 to 1198 and encodes 311 amino acids. Lineage: Eukaryota; Metazoa; Chordata; Actinopteri; Holocentriformes; Holocentridae. Gene Ontology annotation, cellular component: cytoplasm; CHOP-ATF3 complex; CHOP-ATF4 complex.
AUAAACACCGCCGGGAGUUUCCGAAAAAUCACAUUCAGCCAUCAAGACUGAACAAUGGUUAACAUGAGCUAUCACCAAUCUUUAAUAAAACAUCUACAUUCUCUCAAUUCAAGACAGUCGAGAAGGCGAACGAAUAAAAGAAAAAGGAAUUGUUGGGACAAGUUAUCUCCAACAAAUUGGCAGACUUGAUUAAAAGAGACUUCCUAAAGGUCCAGUGUGAACUGUGUGGCCGAGUAUCUGUGCGUUGCGACUGAGUGGCGAGAUGACUGCCGAGUGGCUACACCUGCCCCCGCCGUACCCCCCUGGCGUGGGGCCGCUGUGUGGUGCAGAGUUGGAGGCGUGGUAUGAGGACCUGCAGGAUAUUCUGGGCUCCGACACGGGUGGGGCAAAGCUGGCGCGUGCCCCCCCAUGUGCUGAGAAGGAGCCGGAGUUUCUGGAUGUUCUGGAGAGUUGUUCUCUGACGUGGUUGACAGACGGAGGCCAGACGUGGGGCGAGGGGGUCCAGAGGGUGACAGAGGAGAUACACAACACCCAGCCGCUGCAUCACUCCUCCUCUUCCUCGUCCUCGUCUUCCUCAUCCUGCCUGAGUCCAGCUGUGGCAGAGGAGAGGCGGUCAGAGGGCGAGAACGGAAGAGAGGGCGACAGCUCGAGAGGAGGAGGGAGUGACCUGCUGCCCCCCGAAUUCUUUGAGUUGCUGAGCGAGGGAGGAGUAGGAAUGGUGGAUCCGAGCGGAGCAGUGGUCAGCGGUGGUUACCAUCAUCACCACCAUCAGCAUCAACAAGCCAAUGUCCAUCCUUCGUCUCCCUCAGCCAGCGAGGAGGAACUGCCCCGCGUCCCCGGUUCUCCAUCCUGCUCCUCCUCGGCCUCCCAGUCGCCAUCUCAGAACUGUUCUUCUCCCUCCUCACCCGUCUCCUCUCCGUCUGUCUACCCAACCUCACGCCUGGGGAAACGUAAGAGGAGCAUCAGCGAGAGGAGCACGAACGCCCUGUCCUCUUUUGCUUCCACCAGUCCACGCUCGUCCUCGUCCUUCUCUUCCGCAAAGAAGAGCAGGAAAGAAAGGGAACAGGAGAACGAGAGGAAGGUGCAGGAGUUGACGGAGCAGAACGAGCGUCUGAAAGCGGAGAUUGAGAGGCUGGGAGAGGAGGUACAGAGGACACGUAGAGCCCUGAUAGAGAGACUAGUCAACACCAGGAAAUGAGAGGACAGAAGCAGGAAGGAAGACAGACAGGAAAAAAAGAGGACAGGUCCUACAGAAUUGGAAUAAGCAGUGGUGGGAAAAGGUAAAGUGGUGGCCAUGAAAUGCCUCUUACACAGGAGAAGAUGGAAACCAAAGAAUAUUUUUUACCAGAAGAAACUAGAUUUUCUGAAGAGACAGAGAAAGAGAUAGUAAGAGACUGAAAGUGAUGAAAGUCAAGGCUAGGAAAGCCACGGAAGACGGGGCUGCAGCGGCAUUGCGGCAAAUGUAGAGAGACACUGCAUGUGAGGGAAAUGGAAGAAAAGAAAGCUCUGAGAGCAAAUCAUGCAAUGCUACUGAUGACAGUGUUUGUGUUAUCCUCUUUAAGAAUGCCUACCAUGAAGGUCCAUCACUAGCAUUGCAGAAAUGUACCAUUUUUGAGCAUUUAAUGAUUUGUACGUAAGGCAGAAAGGAACUUGAUGUUGAUUUAGAGAACGCAUUUCAUUGUCAUCCUUUCCCACCAUCUUGCAAUAAAUUGUAUCUCCUCCUUUAAGGGCUGCAAUCUGGCUAGCAGAGAUUAUUUGCCCCAAAUCAUGGAGAGUUUAGGAGCUCAGGAAAAGUUUGAAAGUGCCCAGUGCAGUGUGAGUAUGAGAGAAUGAUUUUCGGGAGAGCAAGAACAUGAUUACUUUUUUUUUUUUUUUUUUCCAAAUAACCCAUGGCUUGUGUGUAUGUGUAUUUAGAUAUGGUGAAUAGGACCCGGCUAUACUUUCUAAGCUGACCUUUUUCUAUCAAAAUGGGAAUUAGUGGUAGAACUACGAUAUAUGUAUUUCUAUACCCUAAUUUACUAUUUUUUUAUAUAAUCCUGUAAUAUAUCCAGCUGUACUGUAACGGCCUGUACUGUAAUAUACCAACAUAUCCUCUAGCCACGUUACUUUCUCAUUGUUGUCACAAAUUGUGAAUCUUAGGAUAAUUUGCAUGGCCUUUUCCAUUUACAGCAUAAAUAUACAUGUAUUUUACCAUAGCAUUUAGUUUGUUCUUCACUGUAAUCUCAAAUUUGCAAUAAAAUAUAAAUUUGGCAAUUUUCA